AGUGAUACACCCUAAUUAAUAACAAAAUGGCAAUAAUAACAAAUAAUACUGGCCUAACUGUGGAGACUAUACUGACAUACGCGUCGUGUUGCCAUAGUUACAGCCAGACCUUUGUUUGGAAAACUUGAAGGAAGCGUGAAGGCACAAUUAGAAAAAAAGCUUAAAUGUGACCUGAAUUAUUUAGUAGAAAAAUGGCCGACGUCCUUAAAAAUAAGGACGAAGUUGGGCAUAUUUUAGUACAGGUGCAGGAUGAUUUAAGACAACUAAAAAAGAAUCUUGUUCGAUUGACUGUGCAAGAGAAUGGGGAAGUUUUGGACAUUCAAGCUUUGGAUGCAGCCAUCAGCAGGACAGAACAUGGAAUAAGGAGGCAUGCAGAAGAUCAUCUGAAAACCAUUAAUAAUCAGUUUUUGACUCUACCCUGUAUUGAAGAGCCUGAAAAGAAGCCUGUCCCCGCCAAACUUGUUAAAUGGCAGCCACCAUAUGAGACAAUACCAAAUGCACGUCCUCUGAGAUGCCAGAUUCCCGGUCCAUCACCAGGGGAAAAGCACAAGUCAGCAUUUAUCAUGCGUCUGCAAAAUAACCCUUUUCACCCAAAGAACAAGGAGAUUGUGCAACAAAAUUAUGGGAUUCAACUUCCUCAUCUGCACAAGAGAACUGGGGCCAGUGUUGGGACUCAAAGAUUUGUCACUGGUCCCACUUUGAGUUUCGCUGCAGCACGUGAAGGUCUGCCUAAACACCUACACCCCAAACCACCACCCGAAUGUAGAGACACGAAUGCAGGGCUGCUACCCUCAGCAGCUGACCUCUCUUCAGUGCAAACCCCAGUACAGCCCAAAGCUGUCCAUGUGCUCCAGAGAGAGGACAGUGGCCAAAGUAAGACAGAUGAGACAGAAAGGGCUUCAAAACUCGAGAUGGAUGUGAGCAGAGAUGAAAUGGCUCUUGGAAGAUCAGGAACCGAGAGUCCAUCAUCCAGGACCAUUCACACACCCCCUCCUUCAGCUGCUUCUGCAAGCUCUGACAAUGGAGUACUGAAUCGUGGGAUAGCCCGACUCACUCCUCUUAACCUGCAGAGCAUUCCAGUGCCAGCUGCUGUCAGCAAAUAUCCUUUCUCCAUAGCUGAGGGUCAGAUUGACCCAGAAGAUCCUGACUACUGUAGGUUUAAAAAGCAAUACUGUCUCUACUGGGGUGCAAUGGUAGAGGCUUUGGACCAGCUGCAGCGGAUGCUAUUGGACUUUGCAGUGCCACUGGCGCGGGUGUGUGGGGAGCGUCUGGCAGCGUGCGUGCAGAGCGGUGAGCUCGACUGGAGAGACGGCAGGGGCCGGCGCACCCAUGUGGAGAAGCUGCUCUCGGUGCUGGAGAACAGAGAUGAGGUAUGGGACCUGAUGUGUCAGCCUGGCCAGCGCUACAAAGGCAUCGAGAGGCAUCAGGCAGCGGCUGUGUGCAUCCAGACCUGCUGGAGGCGUUACUCUGCCCGUACCGCCUACCUGCUCCAACUCAGGCCCAAAUGGGCGGCACAAGUUAUUGCCAUGUCUCUGCUGAAACGUGCCAAACUGGGCCAUUUGAAGAAGAGUCUACAGGCCUCACGUAUCCGCCAACUGGAAAACUAUCGCAUCAGGGCAGAGAGUCUGGCAGCCAACUGGAAACACAUCACCUCCUCCAAAAGGACGAUCAUCCAUGUGCCAUCAUUGGGAUAUUCCCAACAUCAGAGGCUCAGUCUCAGAGGAUUUGAUGUUCUCCAGAAUACCCAGAUGGGCAGACUGUGUGAUAUCAGAGAUGAGAACGUCGAGGUCAUCUAUGUGUCUCCGGUGCGCCUGGGUGAGGAUGUUCUCCAGUACUACACUCAUCUGCUGGGCCUGCAGACAGCCAUUGAGCUGGGUGACGCUUCUGCGCCUGAGUCCCACUGUGCCAAACGCUUCACUAUUCUCAUGCCAGAAGCACUGGAGUAUUUUUCAACCCGGAAUAUGUGUCUAGCUUCGCUCCUGAAGUACAGUCCUCGAACGCUACAGCGCAUCAAGAAUUUGAUCCAGGGGAAGCAGGCCUACAUGAUCAGCAGUAUCACCUAUAUUGAUGACCUGGCUGUGGCAGAUGAGCUCGAAGUUCCACUUUUGGGCACAGAGCCUGCGGUGACCCAGCUAUACAGCACUAAAUCUGGGGGAAGAAGGAUCUUCAGUAGCGCAGGGGUCGACAUGCCUCCAGGAAAGUGGGAUAUAUACACCCUGGAGCAGCUUUAUGAAGGACUGGCCCGGCUGAUGACAGAACACAUGGAAGUCCAGCGAUGGCUCUUCAAGAUAGAUAGUGAAGUGGGUGGACGGGGAACGGCCUAUUGUGACGCAUGCCAUCUAAAAUGCCGCCCAUGUGCACAGCAGGAGUUUAGCCGCUACGGGCCUGAACAGUGGAGAACAUCACAGUCUCAAGUAAAGGAGUCGGUGAUGAUCAAGUUCUUAGAGGAAGUUCCUCAUCUUCUGGCUUCUUAUGCUCAUCCGGUCAGCACAUCCUGCUAUGCCACAUGGACCUGUUUCCAAGAACACUUCCUCAGGGAAGGUGGAGUGAUAGAAGCCUUCCCGCCUUCGGAUAGUGUGACGUGUCUGACGGUGGAUCUUCUGGUGGAGCCGGGAGGAGAUGUUUGCAUGCUGUCCUGUGGAGAUCAGCUGCGUGGGCCCAGUGGGUUGGAAGUGGUGGGCUGCACUGUACCUCAGACCUCCAUCUGCCCUGACAUCCUGCACUCCAUUUGCACUCGUGUGGGUCAGGCCUGUCAGCAGCGCUCCAUCAUGGGCCACAUCUCCCUGGAUCUAGUCACCUUUCUGGAUCCCAGCAACCUGGAGCAGCAGGUAUGGGCUAUUGAUCUUGACCUGGGCUACAGUAACCAGUUGGCCAUGACGCAGCUGAUGCUCAUGAUGACGAGGGGGACGCUGGACUGUCGCAUCAGUAAAUUGGAGGUUCCUCCUCCAGUCAGAGAUGUGAAGUCUUCCAGAGUAAAGACCAAAGCUAAAACCUCAGUGACUAAUCGCUUUGCAGUGAUGUGCACCCGACUUCUUCACACCAAUCUUUCUUUGGUGUAUUAUAGCACAUUUUUUCUGAUGUGCAAAGCACAGGGCAUAGGUUAUGAUGUCAAGGCAAGGCAAGGCACGGUGUUCGCCCUCCAUGACAGCAGAGAUCGAAGAAGCCUUGGAAUGCUAACAAUCUCGGAGGAUCUCCAGGGAGCUCUGCUGACCUUUGCUCGCAACCUGUCAAUCAUUCAUCAGGAAAUAUCAGCUCCAAAUAUGCAAGGAACAAACAAUUUUAAGGACCUUAUCAAGGACAUUGAGGAAGUCUUGGGCAUGACCGUACAAAACCAAACCACAUCUCAAGAAGAAAAGGAGAUUACUGCAGCCGAAAGCGAACAGUUAUCAUCUCAUAAACCUCACAGAUCAACCCUAAAUUAAUCAACGUGGUUAUAUAGUAUCAUACAAUAGCAUUUACACAUUCAGUUAUAAUUGCUGUUACCAAACAAUUCUAUAGAACUUAGUUAUAGCUGUAAAGUGGCUAACAUACAGUAACAUUAAAAGGAGAUACACACAUGUAUAAAUCUGCUUGAGUGGAUUUCUCCGUGACUUUUUUAGAUCACAUUGUUAUAGUGAUCUAAAAUAUUGUACAAUAUUUAUAUCUAGAAAGAUUAACAAUAUGAACAGGAUAAUUACAUGUGCCAUUCGUGACAUUUAGCUCUUAAUAGCUAGAGAUACAGGAGAGGAAUGUUGCUUAAUCAGUAAACUAUAUAAUGCGUACAUAAAUUAUAAUCACUCAAAAAAAAAAAACAUUUUGAUAGUUUUUAACUGUAGUAACGUCCAGAUAAUAAUUGGUUCUGUUGUAAGUUAUUUCAAGAAAACCUUCAAUAAAUUGUAAAGUUUUUGUGGA
This is a messenger RNA of Onychostoma macrolepis, 3891 nucleotides long. RefSeq names its product IQ motif containing H (gene iqch). The record is from RefSeq and is a predicted model, not a curated record. Lineage: Eukaryota; Metazoa; Chordata; Actinopteri; Cypriniformes; Cyprinidae. Gene Ontology annotation, molecular function: protein binding. The transcript is spliced from 21 exons. The coding region runs from base 192 to 3422 and encodes 1076 amino acids.